AUGCCAUUCCCGACGCGGCCCAUGACUCUGGGGCUGGCGCUCUGGCUCCCUUCGCGCAGCGGUGGCGUCUUCUUCAUGGCCAACGGAGGCGUGCACGACUUGACCGUUGGGCCCUACACUCUCAAGCCAGGUGAUUUCACGGAGCUCCAGAAGGGGCCCAACGAGGCCGUGUUCAGGAUCUUCUACGACGGCGAGCACACGGUGCAGAUGCCCGAGGGCCCCGCCAGCCUGCACACGGGCCUGGUGGCGGACCACGAGGGCUUCCGGGCCGUGGACGCCAACGACCUGCAGACGGACCUCGGCAGAGCUGCCGUGGGCUGCCCGAGGGUAGUCAGCGAGGCCGAGGGCACGGACGAUUGUCGGGAGCCCGCGAGGCGCAGUGGGCCUGCGUGGCCCGGAGGUUCCUCGGCGGCAUCGCGCCCGAGGACUUCGUGGAGCGCCUGUUCCGGAGCAGCUGGAAUCCAAAUGUUCCAGACGUGUGCAAGGUCCAGGACCCCUGGGACUUCUGGGACCUGUGCGUGGCCCAGGAGCCCUCGCAGGCCCUGCGGAUGGAGCGGACGAGGACUGCGCACAGCCUGGAGGUCUUCCGCGAGUUUCCACUGGUGGCAGCCGUGCGCGGCUUCGCGAGCGAGGCCGAGUGCAAGGAGCUCAUCGAGGCGGCGCAGAUGA
This is a messenger RNA of Prorocentrum cordatum, 669 nucleotides long. The record is from the annotation of a GenBank genome assembly. Lineage: Eukaryota; Dinophyceae; Prorocentrales; Prorocentraceae.